GAAAAGCUCAUUUCACUUAUUGAAAAUAAAGUUUCCUUACUUGUUUACCAAUCAACUAGAGCAGGUACAGAUACUGUGUUAAAAACCCUGCUAAAUAUGUUAUUUACUCUAUUUUGUUGUGUUAGCUGACUGAGGUUUGAUAUUGCCACCUUUUAUACUGGAACUUCGUUACAUUCUCUUGAACACCCCUUCAAAAAGGAAAUGAGUGGGCCAGGAGACAUUUUUGCAUAGGGACUUUCAUAUUAUAUUCCACACUUAACUCAUGAAUUUAAAUUAUAAUACUCAUGACUCAGUAAUUAACCUAUUCUUCCCUGAACCUUCUGGCAAAAACCCAGAGCAAAUGGGUUAAGGGCUGUGUACCCUGCUACGCCAUAAUGUGGUUGAGCAUAAAUGUGUGUUUGGCAUCAGUUAACCAAAAAAGAGUUGCAGAUCAAGGAUAUUAAAAUGUUGUGGAAGGAACGUGCAGGCCUAAAUUAUGCCAAUGAGAUUAUCUUUUUAGUGUAAAUAAAAGCUGUUAUCGCGACACUUAUUUUUCAGGUGGUGUUGAAAGGUACUUAUCCAAAACAGAGUGUAAUUUUUCAGGUAUAAGAAUUAAAUUAUUGAUUUAAUUUCCUUAAAAUGAAAUAUUUUAUGACAUAAAAUACAAUGCCUUUUGUAACAGGUAACCCUGUUAACAGCUGUCAUUUUCAACGUUGUCUUCUUUCCUGGAAUAUAAUACCAAGAUGUUAGCAAUCUCUGUUUGACUCAAUGAUUUUUAACCAACAUUUUGUAGAGAUAACAAAUUAAGCUGAGCCACUGACCUCUACAAGUUUGACUGAAUAAUUUUUACCCAACUUGGACCAAGGAGCAAGCAUAGCACAGUUGGUUAGUGUGUGCCCUUCGGUGCGAGAGGUCCCAAUUUAGAUCCCCGGUGACAUCACAUCCUUGUUUCAACUUCUCUUCUUUCUGUGUUAAGCUUUAACUAGUUUUUAAAUACCCUUAACAUGGAGCAUUGAUGGAGGGAGGGGGUAAAAUGAGCGCACCGCCGACCUUAAAUUUUCAGUUGAAUUACUGUCACGAGUUAUUGACAUAAAAUAUGGUUACAUUACCUAAAUUUUUUAUUACUUUUACUGUUUUUUUUCUGGUGCAAAAUUGACUCAUAAAAUUGCCUUUCUCUAAUAGGAUCCUUGUGCUUCCCAUGUUGCAGUUCUCAUAAGGUAGCUAUUAUGCUGCUUUUCAUUGAUGUCUAGCAUGGUACAUGGUUAAUUAAAUAUAUUGAUAUAAGAUAAUGUGUUUAUGCCAGUUGAGGGUACCUCACAACUAAACAUAUCAAAGAAUGAUCCCAAAUUUUAAGGAAAAUGAAAGGCUUGCGUACUCUAUGUUGAAGCAUACAAACAAAAAGUGAGUUUUGAAAAACUGUGUUUAUGCUGUUGAUUUUGUUUUAAAUUAAACUUGUUAAAGUGCGGUAAAUAUUUAUAGCCUAUUUCAGAACUUCGAUUAUUAUAACAAUAUGAUCUUGUACAUACUUUUUGCCUAGCAAAUUUCAAUGUUCUUUUUAGCUCAAUCUCUGUGUUAACUCAAGACAAUUUUGCAAGUGCUCAACAGCUGAAAAUGCCCUCAAACUUGCUUAUGGUAAGCAUUUAUAAAAGAUCUGAAUUGAUUAAAUUUACUUUAUAAAAGGUUGUCAAUCUGUAUAAUGUUUGAACUCCAUAUUGCUGAAAUUACAUGACAUUAACUUAGAGAUAUCAGAGCUGACAUGUAGGGCUGGGGAAUAAGAUUCCCCACCCUCCCUCCCAGAGUUGAAUGUGCAGGUGCUGGUACAUUUAAGGGUGCUUUCCAUUGGGAUGAUCUGGAUCAGGAUCAGUGAUCUAAGAUCACCCAGAUCAUUUUACAUCAAAUGAGCCAAUGAAUCUUUUCCCAAGCUAGGGUGGAUUCAUCAUGCCAGUUCCUUUAAGGAACCAUCUGAUACAAGAUCAUCCCAAUGGAAUGCACCCUAAAGGUGUUAGGAUCAGGGUUCAUGGGGUUCAAGUUGCAGAAUCUUUGGUCACACCUACACACCUGUAAAUGAAACACUCUGAAAUAUUUUCCUGGGCCCAGUUGUUCAAACAUUGGAUAGCUCUAUCCACUGGAUAAAUCACUAUCCAUUGGAUGAGUAUAAGGGAAACCAAUUGUGCUAUCCAUUGGAUAGAGAUUUAUCCAGUGGAUAGCGUUAUCCACCUUUUGAACAACUGGGGCCUGGUUCUUAGAAGAAUAAGCCUCAGCUACCCUAUUAGAAAAACAAUACAGUGACUAAAGUUCAUAUUACUAAUUUACUCUUUUACUUCCCCAAGCUACUACAAUCCUGCCUGAUAUCUUAAACUGUUAACAAAACAUGUUUGCAACCUUUUCCUCCUUAGCAAUCUGAAGCAUUUGUGAAGUCUGUGGUAUUUUCUGCAUCAAACCUCGUUGUCCUCUUGGAAUCAGGCAGGGUCUUUGUGUUUAAUGGAACAACACAAACUUGGGGAAAUCCAUCUGGUGAGUUCUGUUAACUGGUGCUUGUAAGCUUAUUAAGACUCUCCUAAGAAAUAAAAUUUGUAACGAUUGCUGUUGAUGAAACAAUUGACUGUCUUGGAGAUUAAACUGACGAUCACAUUGUCAUUGCGAUAAACUUUGACAAUACAAGUUGCACAAUGAAGACAAAGAAAUCUGCAAAAAGUGUGCUGCACGUUCAGUCUUUUCGUUUUCCUUAUAAAAGCUCUUGUUUUUUAUAUUAUUAUUUUCUUGUUUCCAUCGAUCAUCAAUGUCAUAGCAGCUCAAGCUCACUUAUAGCAUUAUCUUAAAAAACAAUUCUUGAAAUGCGACAAUUUGAUUGAAAACGCGCAACAAAAGUGACGUCCUCGGGUACCCAUUGAGAGUCUUCUUAUUGAAAGACAGUUUUUCCCCUUCCACUUUUAAACUUUUGAGGCUGUGGAUGCCCCGAAUCCCCUGGUGUUGCCGUUCAAAUAAAACCUUUUCGUAGUCAGUCUCACUGUGCGUUUUGUAAUCCUUUACAAACAAGUUCUGUGUUUCGAGUGCAUGGAUGAAAUCCUGUAGUGUGACCAUUCAAAUGAAAUCUCAUCUUACGUAUGGUUACAUUCGCUUGGUACUAUCAAUUAGCUGUAUAAACAGAUUCUGAAUUCUUGAGUCUGUAAACAAAAUCUUGUUAGUGUGACCAUUGCUUGGUAUCAUCAGUUUAGCUUUGGGUAAAUGCUUUAUAUUGCCAUGCAACGUAAUUACUUUUACUAUUUCAUCUCUGCGCAGGUUUACCUCAGAGGGGCCUCAAUGGAGUGGCAUCACAGAAAAAAUGCUUGGAAGAUUCAAAGAACGUGGUAACACAAUUCUUGUUGUUUUUAAGCGUAGAAGUAACAAACAAAAUGGUAAUUAGUUUUCUCUUAUUUUACAGAUUAUGACUGGUGUUGUUUUAGGGUGGACAAAUGAGGUAUUAUCUUUCCUUCUAACUGCUUAUCGUAUUGUAUAUCUCGUCUUCAACCGCAUGUCAGGGACGAUCUCUGCCAAGCUAGUUUUCAAACUUCUGUUCGCCCAAUAACUCAGUUAGAGACCCUUGCUAUGCAGGAUUAAAACAUUCCAUUUGUUUCUUUUUCACGUCUCUUUCUCUUUUCCCAUUUAUUUAUCUUAUUAUUCUUACUUACAGAGUGCUGACUUUGUUAUUUACAUGUCAAAAGACAGUGGAUUAUCAUUCCAGUAUCUUCCAAUCCAAGGCCUGGGUGUCACUGUCACAUCUGUAUGUAACCAGUUUUAAUCUUUCUGCAUUUUUAACUUACGUUUCUUGAGAAAAAUAUUCAUCUGAUAAUUCCCUCAGGAAAGCUUCAGAUUCACCUUACUUGUUUGGCGUUAUUUUCCAAAUUUGAAUUGCAGUACAUCAAACAGUUUUCACCAUUUGAUAAAAACUAGCAACUGGUUUUUUUCUAAGGAUCUCUGCGAAGAAUAUUGUUUACUUAAACUGUACUUCACACCACGCAGAUUGUCAGACCAGAAAAAAAAUCAGCAAAGUGCAGGGAAAUGCAAGAGUUAUAAAAGAAAAUCGUUUUUGUUUUUACUUUAGCGUUGUCUUUUAUGUUGAGGCUAAAUGUGAAACUGUUUGGACAAGUACCCUACAUCAAGGAUCUGGGAGGACAUGAGCCUUUUACUUCUUUCUUUAGUUUAUUACUUAUAGAGUUCAUAGUCUCUUAGAACAUACCGUACAAUUCCGAAAAUAAGCCCCGGGGCUUAUAUUUUUCAAAGGCCCUUUUUGAGGGGCUUAUUUUUGGAGGGGCCUAUAUUCGGAGGGGAUUAUGUACGGAGGGAAAUGUGGGUUAUAAAAUCGGUUGGGCUAGCUUGUAGUGAAAAGGAAAUUUAACAUUUUUGCUUUGUUUUACCUUGCAUUCGAGGGCAAAUUCCAAGUACAAGUCCCCCGGGGGCUUAUUUUCGGAGGGGCGAUUUAACGGAGGGUUUUUUGCGUUACGAUUUUGGGGGGCUUAUAUUUGGAGGGGCUUAUAAAUGGAGGGGCUUAUUUUCGGAAAUUUACGGUAACUUGGUUAUUUCUUCUCUCAAUUAGGUAGCACAUGUUGAAAUACAUUGCUUGUUUCCGAUUGUAACCUUUCUUGUCAAUGCAACAACCUACAGCAACCAACAUAAGGUAAAGAUAAUAAGCACAGCCGCAUUGUGGUUUGACUUCUGAAUAGUACAGGGUUCUCCACCACCUUUAGAAGUAGAAGGAGCAGAAAAGUAAGCAGGUUGCAAUGGGUUAGAUCUAAAGACGAGCGCCUUUUUGCCUUUUUGUAGGGGAUGGGAUACGCCUCUUUUCCGUCGGGCCAUUCCCUGGAAAAUGUUAGUUUUGGGGACCCUGAAACACUUUCCAGCGCUUCGAAAAUGACAAGACAACGAUAUUUGCUUGUCGCUGAAGCUUCCAGAGAGCCAUACAUUAGCAUUUUCUUACUGUGUGAAUAUGUGUACCAGCAAUAACAGAUCAUAAGAGUUAAGGAAACGAACCUCCUUAGUUACGGUACUGUAGUAGUGAAAGGGUUAACAUAAACAUUGAAGGCAAAAAAUAGCUUCUCAAGCCUGAAAAGGUGACAAGACUCUGAGAAAGAGGUCCUUUACGCUUCUCGAAACGUGUUUAUACUUGUGAAGUAAUUUAUUUAAUACUUGUUUCUUUUGUUUCUUGCAGAUGUUGUUUAUUCAGUAUUCUUUUUUAGAUGAUGCAUGGGAGGAAAAGGGGUUUCAACUGUCUGAUUUUAUUCAUGGUAUGUGAGCGACAAAAUAUUCAGGUCAUAUGACUUGUUUUAAUUGGGCAGCAGUAGAAUCAAUAUCGAAGUCAAGUGAAGAUCAUCGCAGUGAAAUACGCAACUUAUGCAUUUACGAAAGGAAAGCCUGAAAAAGCUGUUUAGGCUUGCCAGAAUUCGAACCCUGAGCUCUGCGAUACCGGUGUAGUGCUCUAACCAUAAUUGCCAUUGUCCUCGUAGCACACGGUGUUAAUGCGUAACCUUCUGAGCAAAGGUUCGAUACCUGCCAUCGCCCAUUUUUUUCUACGAAUUCAAUACAUUCUUUUAUUCGGGCUUUUCUUCUCGCAACUGUAUAAGUUGCGUAUUUCACUGCGAUGAUCCUCUUUUCAUUUAUUUCUUCUUUGGGUUGGUUUACGUAAGUGAAAUUCAUAUUUUCGUCAUUUACAUUUCAAAACCAAUAUUUCUUUACACAAGAUCGGUUUAUGUGAUGGAUGCUUCCAAGUUACUCUGUUAACUAAUUCUUUUCUUUGUGAAAGGAACCAUGACAUGAUAUCAGAGCUGUUCCUGGUUUUAAGCCCCAUAACUGCCCAAAAACGCAAUGAAGGCAGCUCUUUUGAAAUACAAAGUUUUUUAAUCGACUUGCACUUCAGUGCUCCGCUGCACGAUGGUAACAAACCUAUUCUCCGCAGUAUCUUCUCCUCAGACCUUACUUUGAGUGACGUCAAAAACAUGUCGACUUAAUGGGCCCUUUGAAGCGAGACAUUCACGUGGCAUAAAUUCGCCCUGCUCGAGCGCAAGAGCCGCACGGGAACAAGACAAACAAAGGAAACAACCAUUUGAAAUGAUUUAAGUCUUUUGUCUGUCUUGUCCCAGCGUGUCCCUUAGUAGUAUAGGGCGCACGGAAUGAACCCCUUUUUGAUGUGGAAUCACAUUAGUCUGAGAUGGAAGACAUCACUUCUGAUGAGUAGAAAUAGCACAUCAUCUUAUCUUAAUGAGAUUCCACGGCAUUUUGUUCAUGAAUUAAAGACAGUGGCUGUGACGUCAUCUAUCUAAAACCUGUCAAACCGUUAAAUCACUUAAACAUAGCACAUCAUCUUACAUCUUAUUUUAAUGGGAUUCCACCACAUGACGUCUGUGCUAGAUAGUAAUAAGAUUUAUUUUUAAAAAGUGGUUAAUUCAGUGCACUGUAUACUACUUCCCUCACUCUCCUCCUGCAUGGCAGUUUUGUAUCACGUGAAUGACUAGCUGCAAAGGGCUUUUUAGCCUAUUCUUAGCAAAUAGACACCUAGGAAAGCUUUUUUUUACUUUUUUUACCAGAACAUACAACACGGUUAUUGAAGGAUAUUGAGCCCUCUCCCGAUCGCCGAAUGAUAAAACCUCUAGCAUUUGAUAACUAGUUUCCGCCCCUGACUACGACAUUUUCGCUUAAGCCCUUCGUACAGCUACCCGGUAGAAUGUCGACGGCUUUCACGUUUUCUCGCCAAAAUGACGCUGGUUCACGCGCGAGAACUUAGUAUUGGGAAAAUCUCGUUCUUGUAGUCGUCCCUGUCUUAGUAUCUAAAGGUCUAUGCUAUUCAGAACAGCGCCCACCCAGAAAGUCAUAUCCUACCUUCUCAUUACCGACGCAACUAUGCGGCGCAAUGUCUCUCCAUCAGUUUUCAAAACAAGUCAUAGGCCUAGGGCAAACGUCGAACUUUUCAUGAGUUUAGUUCAUGAAAAGUUUAACGUCUUACUCAGUUAAGUUCCUCUGAAUGUGUUUGGAUCGUCCAACACGUUCUAUCCGUCUGAACGUCUGAAGAUCAUCUCCAGGACAAACGUCGAUCUUCAUAUGUGACGAACUAAACUAAUAAAUUUAAAAAGAAUUGUGCCCGCUUUUUCAACAGGGCCGCCUGUUUCUUUCACUUUUGCUCCACCGAGUAGUCAGUUUGUGGUUAUUUGGAGCCAGAAAACGAUAGCAUUUGGAAGACUGGACGAAACAGGUAUAUAUGUAACAAAAAUAUUUCAUAAAUGGUAGGAUUUGACAUAGCAACAAGGACGGCGACGGCUGAGAAAACGUCUCUUAAAAGUUAAUUCGCACUGUUUCUGAAAGCUCAUCGCGUUAUUCCAUCUCGUUCAAUUUAUCAAAAUUUGGCAAAUUCUUCUAGAGUUGAAUUCUGUAAGACUGUAUCGAAGUUCAAGGAAAGAAAUAGAAAGAUGUUGUCUUGUGUUCACGUUUCCUUAAAGCGUGAAUUUAGACACUUUUAUGUGCUGAAGGCAAAGAGAUGUGCAAAAAAGCGUGAUGCACAUGCAGAGUUGUUGUUUUGCUAAUCUAAAAUUACUGCUUUUUUGCCUUUCUCGGUGCCUUCGCUGUCGCCGUCGUCGUUGCUAAUUAUAAAGCUCCCUAUUAAAACUCUAUUGACGCUUGCAAGAGAAAGAAUUUUUUCAUUAUUUGCAGGCUUCUUUUUCAAGGUGAAAGGCCACGGAAAUCUCACCGAUUUCACGCUUGAUAACAAUGAAACUAUAAAGUCUGUAAUACCAGGUGAGAUAAUUUUUUUGUGAUUCCACAGGGAUCAAAAUAACGGCCGUUCAACGGCCAAUGUCCUACCAGAAUGGCGAAUUGAGCGGCCAAAAACUCGCAGGUUAUUAUAGCCGGUCACGCAUGCACACUCUCAUUCUUUAAUAACCAAGAGUGGUACGGUUGGUUAAUGCGCUGCCUUCGGUGGCCGAGGUCCUGAGUUCGAUCCCCUGUGAUAUCGCAUCCUUUUUUCAACUUCUGUGUGGCUUUGAAUAGCUUUAGCGCCUGUUUACAUGGAGGUGGGGGACCCCAGAUAGGUGAGGUAACAUGUGGUGGGUCACUCCACCUAUCAUGUAAACGUGAUCAAACUAAAAUGAGAGAUUAUAUGGACAGGCGGGUUACCUCACCUACCUGGGGUCCCCCACCUCCAUGUAAACAGGCCCUUAAAUACCCUUAAAUCGGAGCAUUGAUAGAGAUGGGGGGUGGGGGGAGGGUAAGAUGAGCGCACUGUCGACCUCAAGUUUAUAAGUUAUUGCUGUCACGAGUUAUCGACGUAAAAUAUUGUUCCCUUACAACAGUACCUUUUUACCUUUCAUACAGCAGUUUUCAUCCGUCGAGUUGUAUUUUUGCUGUUCUUGCCGUGGUCUUAGACCCACCGGUUGACCUGCACCGUUCUAAACCUCUUAUUUCGUUGGUCCCUAUAACCUGCACUACCUUUUGUUUUCAGGGAUAAGGGCAUUGUUAUGUCACAAUCCUUGUUUUUCCCAGUCAAUCACAAACAAUCUUUCAAAUAAGUGCAGAUCGCCCCUCUUAGACAUCAGUUGGACUACUUCUUUGCAAAACGUGUGAAAUUUUACGCCAUUUUCUCUUGCUUUAGCAAAACAGAUAGAAACAGCUGAGCUAACGCAACCUCGUCUCCAGAGCUUCUAGGUUUGCAGCGUCGUUAUCCUGCGCAUUGAAGUCAUUUUACCGGAUAUCGCAGACGUCUUGCAAGUCUGGUCAACGCUAGCUAGUUAUGAAGAAAUAGCCAGGGGAUUUGAGCCAAUCAGAAAUGGAGAAAUAUUUUUAAUGAAUAACAACACACGAUUCCUUGAUUCGCUCUGGCGAGGAGCUAACUCGCGCAACAUCAGCUUUAUAUUUUUUACGGUGUUGAAUUGCUCCUUCAGUAACCAACUCAGUUGACAAAACCAAAUUUUCAUAAUAGACUGGAGUCAGUUUGAUAAAAAUGUCCGAAUCGAGUGGUUCCACUUUGGUUAAUUUUGAAGCAACUGACUUCUCCCUGGCUUGUGUGAUCGCCCAUUUAUCACAACUUUUUUAUUAUGACUCUCAGGAGGAAAUGGUGAGUUCGCUGUUCAUCUGUCGAACAACUGGAUAUUUUAUGGAAAAGCGUUCAUUCAACAUAUGGUUGAGGUAAAUCUGAUAAAAUUUAUAACUAUCAAACAGAAAAUCCCGAGCCCCGUUGCUGUUGAUUGAGGCGAGCUAGAAAACUGCACCUUAGCGAUGAUAACUGAACUCGUAGCCCUAAAGUCAAGAUAUUGUAUAACUUUAAGGUAGUCUUUCUCCUUUCCUCCUUCUUAGAAUAAGUGAUUUUCAGCCUUUUCCCAGUAUUUAUUGUGAACAAGUGUUCUUGCUUCUCCCUUCCUCUCUCAGGAAGCAGCGUGGCCGAGUGGUUAGAGCGCCGGACUGCAAUUUGGAGGCCCCGAGUUCGCUAGCUGGAUUUGUUCACGGGCGUCUCGUGUUCAAAUCCUCGGCCAUCCUUGUAAAUAGCCAGCUGGUUUGCCUCCGGCUAGUAUAGUUGGGAUUCUUAACCCUGUUAAGUUCAAUUUGAAUUAUUUGUUUCAGACAUUUGCUCAGUCCCACAAGCGUUAGUGCUAUGAAUACUGCCGAAGAUAAAUAACGGAAUUGUUAUUAUUAUUAAAAUUCAAUUGACUUAGGUAUUUGCUGAAGAAGAUCCCUCUUCAACGAUGUCAAUUAUGUUUGAUGUUUUUGGCUCCUUACUGGUUAUCACCAAUAACAAGUACGUUUUUACUGCCCACUAGUACAAUGGUUGCUUUGACCAUGAACACCAUUCAAGAAAGCUUUGAUUUAGACGUCGUGUGCGAGGAAUAAAACUGAAUUAUCGAGGCUUUAAGAACAGAAGAAUCUGCCAGAAAUCAGACUGCAUGCCUACCAUCAGCAUCCAAGAGAAAUGUUAUCAUAGAGGAAAGAUAGGACUGGAUGGAAUUUGGAUUGUAUCAAGAUAAGGACCCCCCCCCCCCCCCCCCCCCCCACAUGAGAACGUGGGUAAAAAAUGGAAGGCAUUGGUCGGGGGAAUGUGCUACAACCCGUGACCCCACAGCGGGUACACUGAAUCAUUUAUUAACAACCAAAAAAACACCUUAACGCCUCACCAAGGGGUGUUUGUAGGUGCAUGCCAGUGAGAUCGGCAGUAUCAUGUUUUUUUUUUUUUAAAUAACCGGCCACCCCCCAAAUCUCCCCCCUUUCCCCCCACGGGGCUCUCCCGAAUCAAAAAAAAAUGUUUACAAAAAGGAAAAAAAGGACCGGAGGGAAUUUGGAUUGGAACAAAAAAAAGACCCCCCCCCCCCCUCCCCCGAUAAUAGGAACCUGGUUAUAACAAUGGAGAUUAUUGGUCGGGAUCUUUACAUACUCACAGUUCCCACAGCGAGGCUAUAUGAAAUCUUACAUUAACAAACAUGAACUACUUUUAGACCUUACCAGUGGUAUUCUUGCCACAAAUUACCAUGACUGUCACUUAAAGUUUCUUCAGGAGUGGGGAACAAACCGCAACUGGAAGGUCGACCGUGAAUCCCACCGCGGGAAGGAUGAAUUACAAUAAAAUAAAUCUCAUGAUAACAUUGCUCUGUUUUUCUUUAUCAUUUCAGUGGAACAGUUCACACAAGAAAGCUACCUUUGGGGAAUGAAAUCUUGAAUGCUCUCUACCCACAUACAACAUGUCCGGUUAGGAGUCGUCUGCGUAAUUUUUUGUAUAAUAAGCUCUUUCCGAGUUCUAGAAACUCUCACUUUCAAGACGAGGUUAAAUAAAAAACCUUUUCUUGUGAAAAUGAGUUUUAUUUUUGUGAGAAAAAAAAUCCUAUUCUUAUCAAUAACUUCGAAUUCAGCCUUGCUUUGAAACAGAGGCUUCGAGCAACUCGAAAAUGGCCAAUAGUUGCAGUCACGGCUGUAUGCAAAUGAAAAUUGGUUGUGGUGUGCGGUCUUAUCAGAUAGUUAACCAGGAGUGUUGAUUUACGACUUUUUUUAUUGUAGCUUAUUAAGCCAUAUGGGUACUAAUAGGCGAAUCUUUGCUGAUGUCAUUGUUUACGUUUUUCCUUAUUGGCAUACGACUUAACUCGUAGAAGUUGUGGCCAUAUAUACUGACGAAAUUCAAUAAUUAAGAGCUGAUUAACUUGAGCAAUUCGAACAAUUUUUAGCAAGCAAUAUUGAAGGUAAUAUCAGCCAUCAAAAACUGCGAAAUUACUGGGUGGCAAAAAAGUUAAUGAGCCAUACUUUCAUCGUAAAAUUUCGAGUUUUAUUAGCUUCAUCAGAUAAAGAUGAGCAUUUGUUAAUGAGGCAAAAAAUGUGGUCAAAGAUUCGCCUGAGCUAACCGACGUUAGUGCGGACGCUUCUAAUGUUGAUUUUUUUACUGGCACUAAGAAGACAUUCUUAUUUUUUGUAUUACCAUUACUGAUGUAUGACUUACAUUUAAGUAUCAUUCAGCUGCUAUGCAGACGAUCGUAACAGUACCUUCAACUUCCGCUUAUAACUCUUAGGCUUGGACAUCUUCGUAGGGGCUUUUAGGAGGGUUUAUUAACGGAGGGGCUUAUAUCCGAAAUAGAACCGACGCCGAAUAUGACUUUUUAUUAGGGUUUCCCAAUGGAUUACAACUUCAUUUAUCUGUCUCAAAAUUUUCUUGCAGUUUCUAAAGUUUACGACCAGCGCCAGACCGGAAUUGCACUUCAUCGACAAAGGAAAUGAACUGAAGGUUUGCUCUUAAGUCUACAUGCCAUGCGAUAAUAAAACCUAGCAACAUGUGAAUUUUCAACGCCUACUUAGUGCAAGAGAGUUUUUGGGAGUAAUUCAUGGACGAAGUGGAAUACAUAUUGAUAAACGGAUUCCUUUAUAUAGUGGAGUGGGGAAAAGAUUAGCGAUACAUAAUACUGAUAUGUGUUGUAUUUCGAAUGUGGCCGCUUAAGGCUGUAUUCUGAUUGAAACAUGCUUUUACAGCAAACUUUAUGCAACACUGGUCAAUUUGUAUUUUUUAAUAAUUCCCUUUCCCGUAGUAUAAUUUCGUUGUGUUUUCUUUCAACCAAACAAAGAUAAUUAGUAAAAAACAUUGGUGACAUCUUUCUUUUAUUUUACCAUUGUCCUGAGGAAAAAAAAUGAACGGUCUCUCUUAGCUAGACAGCCUUAAUUUGCCUUCAAUUGCCUUGUCUGACUCUGUUAUCGUUGGUUCUGUUUUCAGGUAUGGGCCCUUCUGAUUCAGUCAAGGGUCACACCUAAUGACAUCAGAGUAAGUCAGUGUUUCGACAUAACGGACUUUUAUCAGUCCCUAAUCCCCUCUUUUUAAUCGCGUCAUUAGGCCGUUGAUAUCUAAAUCGAAGAAGUCAAUGUCAAAUCCUGUUAGCUGGCAACUGGGCGGAGCGUCCCCGUACAAAACAGUGCUGAUUUCCCCCCCUUCACACCCGGGGUUUCAAAACGCCGUUUCCUUGAUUAACACUACUUUAUGUUGUUGCAGCUUGAAAUUUCAAGUAGCGAUGUUCUAAGAAUCGAAACUGAAGACAUCAUGGAACAUUAUCCUGGCAUUGUUACACUUAACAAGGUAUUUUUACUGAUGGAUAAACUUUUUCAACCCCUCUCAAACAUUUUUCCUACACAUUUAAAGAGUUGUUCAAUCUUGUUGCUCCUUCCUUUCCUCGCGUCUUGCGGCUUCACCACCAGCCUACACUGAGCCUAGCUUGCCUGAACGAAGUUCAUAAGUGGAAGAGGAAGGGAGAAUUCGGGUGCACGAAAACGCGAAGGGUGCGCGCUAACCCACGCGAGCCCGAAUUCCUCCUUCGGGCACCUUCCACGCGGGCUAGCAUUCACCUCUCUCAUCUUGUGGUUACACGUACCCCUUCAGUCGAACUCAGGAAAGAAGAACAAGUCCCAGUUCAAACUUCGAACUUUCAUGUACCGAACUUAAAACAUAGUUAUGUUCUCUCUAAUGACACAAGGUGGACGGUUGAUUCAGACGUCGAAGUUAAUUAGUCAGACUCAAUUCAUUUUCACGAUGUUCAAUGGUCCACAUUUCUUAACAGUCAAAGUAAGUUAUAGGUAAUUUAUGCUUUAGGUUCGGUACAUGAAGAGUUCGACGUUUGACACGAAAUCUCUCCACAGUCGAAAUUCCCGUGAGGGUCGACCCAGGUUAGAUAUGUCGGACUUAACUGAUUCAAACGUCAAUCUUUUCAUGAAGUUAAUUGAAAGGAAAAGGUUAGGUCUAUGAAAAGUUCGACGUUUUAACUGGGUUUAAGAGACUGCUUGCAGUCUGAAACUGUUAAUUACGACCUUUGUUAAUCAAAGUUGUUUACGUUUAAAUUUAGACCUACACCUUCAUUUAUGACUUAAGAAAUGGAACCUCCAAUACAGGAAGGUAAGCAGCUAAUUUAAGAGCGCAUGUUAAAAGAAAAGCACUCACUUAAUCAGAAGGAGGAGGCAGCGUGGAAGAGCGGCCCGGGUUAAGAUCCCGCUCUAUCCAGCUGAAAUGAAAACGGUUGUCCUAAAUGCAGCACCUCGGUACCGUGGUUUGCCUCCGGCCAGUUGGGAUUCUUAUAGUUGUGUUGUUUUAAUUAACAGUUUUUGUUUGGGUCCAUAGUUGUAGGCCAUAAUGUCAGCUACUUGGUCAACAGUAUAACUGUAUCACAAGCUAAUUUUUUCACAUUUCUUGGGGAAAUUGAACUCGGAAUAUUAAUUGCUAAUUCUAGUAAUAAUUGCAAAUCCGAAAGGGAUAAGUGAUAAGGCAAGUGGGGAGUGGCGGGGGGUGGGGGGAGAGUGAGAGGGUAAAAGGGUGAAAGGAGCGGCAAGUAUAAUAGUUGCUAUUGAGUGUUUCUGUCUGUAAAUCCAUCGAAAAAAUUCACACCAAGCUUGUCAUUUCAAUUUACAGUGCAUACAAGUCUACUGUAGUGUCUGUGACGAUGUUUCCAAGAGUUAGAGAACUGACUUGUGAGAAUGAUUUACAGGUAAUAACAGCCAACUCCCUCUUAACUCACCUUACUCGGGAAUUUUUUUUCCUGCACCUUGUGCCUUGCUGUCGUUGUUAUUAUUAAUACUGCGGCUAAGAAGAAGAAGAAGAGUAAGUGUACUUUUUGUGGCCAUACUUAGUUAAGAAAAAAAACCCGACCAAAGUAGUCACUUUUCUAAAGGGCAGGAGCAUAUCUCUCCUUUGAAUUUUUCUGUGAAAGAGACAAUCAGCUGGUGUGCGAGAACAAACUUGUUGCUAAACUUAAAGAAGGUUAAAUAUCACAGAAAAUGUUCCCUAUUCAUUGUGACCUAAACUGUGCUGGAUGAUAAGGAAGUCAUUGCCUUUGUCUUCUGUUUAAACAGGUGCUGCACGUUAAUGUUGGCUGUCCACCAUCCAAGACCAUCGUCAUAAGGAACUGCACAGUGCCCUCUGGUGAAGGACCAGUACCUUAUCUGCCUCAGGUAAAUCCUGUCAUGCGUAAUAACAACUUUGUUAAAGUCGCAAAGUUUCCAGCUUAACACAGGUGCUCGGCUCAGUAAUCGAGGAUACUAUGCUCUGUACUUGUGCACAUGAUUAGAAAAUUAUAUUCCAUCCCUUCCCAUUUAUAUCACCUAAUAGUAAACAGUCAACUCUCGAUAACUCGAACCUUCUAGGGAAAUCGAAAAAAGUUCAAGUUAUCGGGAGUUCGAAGCUGAUAACCGAAAAAAGGAAGUAAGCAAAUGGGUGGGAAGGAAUCCAAGUAUCAUGCACACUUCACUUCAAGGACAGCGAGGGAUAAAUUGAUACUUUGAAAAAGGAAUUGAAGCAACAAAGCUUGAAGAAUAUUCAUGAUCAGGGCUUGACAUUACAUUUGAAGUGGACUGACAAAGAAGUAGAGACAAACAAUACACGGUUGUGUUGAAAUAAAUUUCAACACUGACUGCAGAACAUUUCUAAUUAUCGAGGUUAAAAUUAUAUAGAAAUGAUCUGAAGGAAAACAAAACUUACUGCGAGUUAACGGGAGGUUCGAGUUAUCGAGGUAAAAUGACAGUAAAUGUAUGAAAGAAAUCCAGGGGAAAUUGAUUUUUGUUCGAGUUAGCGAGGGUAGGAGUUGACGGGAGUCAACUGUAAGUAACUUCAAAGCAAAGCUCAAAGUAAGGGAAUGAGAUUUUUGCCAUUAGUCUCGUUGCUGAUAUCCGAGUCCAUUGUUCAAUGAGUAGUAACUGCCCUAAUCCCUGUGUAAAUCAGUGCGAGGCCCUGAAACAUUGUUCGUAGCCUAUUCUAUUCUAUUUCCAUAUGUAUGGUCUUCCCUUCUACUUUACGUGUUACCUUCCGGUUUUCAUGUUUGGUACUCCUUUUUCAAACGUCGGCGAAGGUUUUCUUUGAAAUCGUUAUUGGGCAACGUUAGAAAAACGAAGCAAUAUGUUCCAGCUGUAGCUAUCGUUGCACCAUCAAAGUUGCUCUUGCGGUGUACGAUAAAAAUCUCUGGCACUCAAGCAUGUAGAGGUUCGCGAUAAUCCGGCAGUCUAUAGAGGCUAAAGUUAGGUGUUACUAGAAAACUUGUAGAAAAUUAGCGUGAUUCAGUGUUGUUCUGUUACACAUUGUUCUUCAGGUGCAAGGUUCAAGCGAGCCGCUUGCAUGUCAUUUGACUGCAGUCGUGUCAGAGAGUUUCAAGUUGGUACUGGACAUGUAAGUGUUUGUAGUGGUCUGUCCGUUAAAACGGACGUAGGAUAAUUAAAGUGUGCCAUUAGUCAAUUCACGCUGCAGUUUGAAGCAGAUUGUAGCUACGCAUAUGCAUUAUUGAUCAAGUUUUUUCUCCCAAGAUGGCUGGAUAUUGGCCAAGUCAGUUUUUUUUGCCUCAGUUUUUAUGGACCAAGAUCAACAAAGCAGAAACUGAAUCCAGAGCGGCCAGGAUUCGCUUGAUCUUUCGUGCUCGCAAAGCCAGCCAUAUAAUGACACGUGUUAAUGCUUAUUAAGGUAUCUCUCUUCCUUCUAUAUUUUUAAAAGCGUUUAUUUUAAGGUCAGUGCAAGGAAAAAUUGAACACGAGAAGAGAAGUUUUGGCGGUUUAUGUUAGAAUAAGAGUCCCAAAUACAAAAUUAUAUUGGUGUCAUUCGCGGUUAAAGAGAGUGAUUAGCGGACUAGACCCUCUUUUAGAUUCUUUUACCUGUACACUGUAUUUGUUUUUCCUUCGUCGUCACCGAAAGGCCACCAGAAAUAGCCGCUGUGUUUUGGUUUAUGAGGUGUCAAAUGCCAUUCAAAUGAACAGUGUAGAUGUUAAGAAUACUCCCAGAGACUUUGAAGAUAUACGUUUGCAUUAAUUUCUCUAUCAAAGUGGUCCAAUUGAUCAUAGAUUGCAACUCAAAUUUGAAGAAAUCAGAUGAGUGAAUCAAGCUCGAUACAAACAAAACGAAAUAGAAAACAAUACUGUACACUGAAACCAAUCAAAUAAGUUCGUCAAGUCACGUUUUUUAAUGUAAAAGUCGAAAAAGCUGUGGGUGGAAAUUCGAGGCAAUCUUUCGCAUUUCCGAUGUCUGGCAUGUUGGGUGGUGGAAUUCGAUUACAAGUGUACGGCAUGUCCGUUUAAUACAGGUUGGUAGCAAUAGAAAUGACUAUUUCAGGUACUUUUUAGGUGUCCGCGUCCGCUUGAUAAGGGUUUCAUUUAAAGGAAAUAAGGGAAAUAACUUUUGGGCCUUCGGCUACUGUCCGCUUAAUAGAGGGUGUCCGCUUAAUACAGCUUUCACUGUAAACGCAUAUUCAGGGCAAUGAAGAUUUCGAUAGCACCGAAUUGCUUUCAACACUGGCUCAGCUUUCUGAAACUGAUCAUCCGAUCCUUCAUCUGUCAUCCAUAUGAAAUUUUAAAAACAAACUGCAUUUAAUUGUUCCCCAUUUUAUUCGUAAAAUAAGGCAAUCGUUACAUCGUAAAUUAACCUUCAUGUUACUGGCACUUAAUGUCCCGUUAUGGAUUUUCUUUCUUCCGAGCUGAGAAAGCUUAAGCAACUAAACAACUAAAAUUUUUAUGCUCCGGGGAAAGUUCCGGGUUCUUUACUACUGAACCAAGAUGUAGCCCAUGGCCUUGAUGUGCUAGUCUCCGUUGUCUGGGGAAUAUGUAGCCUCAUUUCCACACGUGUUUGUGUCGUCAUGAUGUCCUCCUGUACCAAAUCCGAUUCUGGAAUCACAAUAGACACAACUGUUCGGCAAACUACUCGUGAUACCAAUUCUUGCUCUGGAGUGUGGUGUAUGGCCGCAGAUUGCGUUGAACCCUUCCUUGUUACAGUUGGUAUUUAAGGAGGCCUGUGGACCAAUCAGCUUCUUCCAGGUGUUACGACCGAGUGAGGUUGCGCGGUAUUGGCCGUCAGCGACCAGAGAGUACAACGAACUGGCGUACUUGUUGAUAGUAACGAACCGUAAUUGGUGGCCGAUCUUCAUACCCAGGCAGAUCUUGGAGAAGUCUGUGUUCCAGUAGGUUGGCAACUUGGUCUCUUGUGAAUCAAACCCAGUCCUUCCUCCGGCAAAGUUGUAUGUAUUUUUGUUGCUCCAGAAGUGAGAAUCAUAAUGAAAAGUUCUCUGAAAACGGAAAUCAGAAAAUUAAUAUCCAUAUCACAAACAUGGAAUGAAAAGGUACUAUUGAAGGACACUGUACCUGACAAUAAAGUUUUGUGAGACUGUACACUGAUUGUCUUCAGCUUCGACUCCACUCUCUUGAGGGCGUCCCCGCACGUCGCAGUAAGCUUUUCCAGCUUUGUUUCCAAGUUCUGUUGGAGCAGUUUUUCCAGCUUUGUUUCCAGCUUGUUAGCGAUGAGUUUUUCCAGCUUCGUUUCCAUCUUCUUGAGGGCGUUGUCGCAGACUCCAGUCACAAUCGACGAGGGCUGUUUGCAGUCUGUUGGAAGAGGUGUUUGGUUAUUGUGUAAGUUUGACGGUUUGGCGCCUUUCGCGGCAUAUGAUAUUAUAACAGAAAGUGCGAGGAAAACCAACGAGCGCAUGUUGAACCCGUUAAGCGUCUUCAAUGAAUACUUUGACUUAAGUGUCUUUGAGGAUUCGAUGGUACUGGAUUAUUGGUAACCAAAUUUUUUUUCAUUUCCAUUCAUAUCAGCUCUGAAGUUAUUGUUAGUGAAACGAGAAAAUUAUCUUGCUGGAGCUUCGUGACUAAUUUACUAAUUAUUCGUAAACUCGUCUGAUGUCUGUGUACACAUUCCUAGGUCACAGCACUUAACAAAUGUAAAGUUACCGACCUUUGGCAGCUUGUGUCAGUUUUUCAAAGGUUUGAAAGCGCUAUCUUCCCUAUAAAUCACUAUCCAGCGGAUAAGUAGUAGGGAAUCCAAUUGCGCUAUCCAGUGGGUAGAGAUUUAUCCAGUGGAUAGCGUUAUCCUUUUGAACAACUGAGGCCUGCUCGAUAACAGUUGUUCACGUGUGUGAAGUGAAUGUAGGUAAAUAUUUGGUCGAAUUUGACGUAAAAUGUUCAUUAUAAACGAUCACUCAGUUUGAAGGUAACUGUCGUUUCAGUGAGGCUUUGAUUAUAAUACUAAACUUAUCGCGGUGUAAAGUUUUCGGCUAGACUACCAACUGAGUUCCUUUAUUUUGUCAAACUAACACGCGAAAAGGGAAAGAUCGCCGCGAGAGUGGGAAAAGCAGAUGGACUCACACCGAGCUUCUCCACGCGCGUUAUGCUACUCGCACGUGGAAGUUUUCAGCAUUUAUGGGUGUUUCCCUCGCUCAACAACUACUCUCCGAGAGAAAAACUGAAAACUGCUUGAAGCUUGCAUUCGGAUGUUUUUAACAUCUUUGCCACUUGAGAAACAGUAGAAAAUAUAAGAGAAGUGAUAUAUUGAAAUUACUGAGGAAAGAGUGCCAGAAAAAUUAAUACCAUUGUCACUACGCUACCACUUCCUUGUUGACCAAAAUAAAACUUAAGAGACUGAACAGACCAGGAACAUCAUGAAAAAGUCGUCUCGCUAUAGGUAUUCUAAUUCUAAUUCUACUAAAUUCCAGAAAAAUCGAGAAAUUAAUGACCCUCGAAAAUAAAUCCUCGCGAAAUUUAAUACCCAAAGGCAUAUAGGAAAUUCAAAUAACAAUUGACAUGUAAUAACAACGAUAUGUAUCGACAAACACAAAUUGCUUUCUGGUUUUACUUGUAAGCUCCAUUUUAUAUUGUCUGUUGUGAAAUGAAGUUAGUUUGCAAAGAUUUCACACAUUGCUUGUUCCAGUUUAUCUAAUUUUCUUAAAGGUUCAUACUUUUUACCAAAAGACUGAAGGAGAUGGGAACGCUUAAAUCGCGAAAUUUAAUGCCCAUUUUUCAUGUUUACUUGUUAAAAUCUCGAAAAUAAAACCCCGCGAAAUACUGUCGCGCCAAAAACGCGAAAUUAAGUACCAAUAAGGUAGCAGACGUCGAAAGUAGUAUGGCACAGGCUUUUCAUUUGGUAGCAACCAGCGUGCAUACGCCUCCUAUUUCUGCAACAAAGAAAAAAGGGGCAUUUACUUCGUGCACCGGAGAAAACAUAGAGGUCUUUCGUUUUACGUCGUUUGUGUCCGGUAUACGAAGUAAAAGCGGAAUUAGGAGAGAUUUGCAUGCAGGCUAGUUAUUUGACCAACUUUGAGAACUGGAAUUAGCUGUCGAAGCACCGAAAAUUCUGACUUACAAAAAUUUGAAACCACAAUUUUUAAGUUGCCCUUUAAAUCGAAGAUCAAGCGUGUCGCUCUUAACCUUUUUCUUUAUGCAAAUUUACCCUGUAAUUUUCUUUUUCGAUUGUGAGAAAUGAGAAAUAAUGCAAUGUACUUCAUUAUUUACGAAACGCUUUUAAUCCUUACUUCACAUUCGCUGUCAGAACGCAGUCCAUUACUCCUUGUACAUUAAGUAUCACUUAUUCAUUUGAAUGACAGUGACAAGUUCAAUUCAGUUAGCUUUUCUUAUUCAGUUUAUUGUGAUCACGCAGCAAAAAAAUCAAUGGGUUUAUGCGCCCUUAUGAAUUUUUAUCUUCUGAACAACUAGCAAUCUACAUAGAGACGAGACUUCUCUUAAUAUAUAAUGGGCAGCGCUUGUGACAAGUUCAGUGCUUUAUUAGCUUUUAUUACUGAACCAAGAUGUAACCCAUAGUCUUGAUGUGCUUGUCUCCAUUGUCUGGUGAAUAAGAAGCCUCAUUCCCACAUGUAUUGCUGUUAUCGGUGCUUCCGCCAGUACCAAACCCGAUCCUGGAGUCACACCAGACACAAUUGUUGUCUUCAUUACUGGUGAUACCAAUUCUUGCUUUAGAACUUCGUUUAGGGCUACAGAUAGCGUUGAACCCUUCCUUGUUACAGUUGGUCUGUAAGGAGGCCUGUGAACCAAUCAGCGUCUUCCACUUGUUACGACCGAGUGAGGUUGCGCGGUAUCGCCCGUCAGCGAUCAGAGAGUACAACGAAGUGGCGUACUUGUUGAUAGUAACGAACCGUAAUUGGUGGCCGAUCUUCAUACCCAGGCAGAUCUUGGAGAAGGCUGUGUUCCAGUAGGUUGGCAACUUGGUCUCUUGUGAAUCAAACCCAGUCCCUCCUCCUGCAAUGUUGUAUGGAUUUUUGUCGCUCCAGAAGUGAGAAUCGUAAUGAAAAGUUUUCUGAAAACGGAAAUCAGAAAAUUAAGAUCCAUAUCGAAAACAUGGAAUGACGUGCUUGUAAGACAUGUACCUUUGUGCCGUCAAUCUUCAUGGCCAGUGUCCAUCCUCCAUUUCCGCAUCCAAAGUCUCCCAUGUGACAGUAAACGGGGAUCCCUUGUGAACCAAACUUCAGCGGAUACACACGACUUGUCUUUACCCUGUUGGAGAAGAAAUCAGUUGAUAGCCAAAAAUAUGUGUCGUAAGCCUUUGUGAAUAAACGUCAAGCAUUGUAAUCUUGUCAUUCAAAUGGAGCGUGUUCACAGCAGACUAACUUGUCGGUUUUCUACUCCCUAAUUCUCUGAAGUAACUACCCUAUUAGUACUUAAUUUCGCGUUUUUUGCGAUCGUAAAAAAACCGCGAUUUUUAAUACCCAUAUAAAAAAUUUAAAGAACAAUUGACAUGUAAUAGCAACGAUAUGUAUCGACAAACACCAAUUGCUUUCUGGUUUUACUGGUAAGCUCCACCUGGUAUCUUCCGUUGUGAAAGGAUUCUGUUCCAGUUUAUCUCAGUAAUUUUCUUACAGGUUCAGACUUUUUAAAAAAAGAAAAUGAAGUUGAGACUGACGCUUAAGUCGCGAAAUUUAGUGCGCUUUUUUCAUGUUUCACUUGUUAAAAUCGCGAAAAUAAAACCCCUGCGAAAUACUGUCUCGCCAAAAUCUCGAAGACAAGUAACCGCGAAAUUAAGUACCAAGGCAUUCAAAAAUCACUAUGUCCAUUGAACUGUUUGUUUUGUUUUUGUUUUUUGUCAUUUCGCGCGCAGUUCGAUUUUUCUCACUGGAUAUAAAAGAAAAUUGCAAGUUGUGUAAUGAUUUGGAUUAUUUAAUCUUUUUGCCAUCAUGUUCUACCAUCUAGCUGUAAAUUUACUUGGUUAACUCUAUACGCCUCUAUUUUUGUAACGAUAUUUCGAUUUUUCCCAUUAACUAGAAUGGCUUUUAAUGAAAAGCUGGGAUGAAAACGUUAACCACCGACUAGUUUUAAUAUACAGCAAAAUAAGCCUUGACUGAAAUGAACCUACUUGUGUACGUCGUACAGUUCCUUGCAAGAGGAGGCAGAGGAAACGACUGCAAAAUAUAUGUAUAUAUAAAACGACGGUUAGAUUAUAAGACAAAAUUCACCGAUAUGCCAAACUUUCUUUAGAAAUACUAAGGUCAGUUUUACCUGACAAUAGAGCUUUGUUGAUCAUUGCACUGAUUGUCCCCAGCUUCGUUUCCACCUUUUUGAGGGCGUCGUCGCACCUCGUGUUCAGCGAUGUGGUCACAGUGCCAGGAGUUGUAGUCUUGUUUAUUAGCGCAGUGAGUGUUUCCAGCUUUUUUUCCAAAUUCUGUGCGAGCAGUUUUUCCACCUUGGUCUCGAGCUUCUUUAAGGCGUGGUUGCAGGUUUCGGUCUCGUUCAACGAUGUGGUUUCAAAUUCUGUAGUGGCAGUUUUGUUGAUCAGUAGACUAAUUUUUUCCAGCUUUGUUUUUAAUUUCUGUGCAAGAAGUUUAUCCAGCUUCAUUUCUAAAUUUUUCACAGCACGGGAGACUUGAGAAUCUUGAUUUGUCAGGUUACAGUUACAAACAGCCGGAGGCUUUUUGCCGUCUGUUGGAAGAGGUGAUUGGUUAUGGCUUAACUUUGAGGGUUUGGCGCCAUUCGCGGCAUAUGAUAUUAUAACAGAAAGUGCGAGGAAAACCAACGAGCGCAUGUUGAACCCGUUAAGCGUCUUCAAUGAAUACUUUGAUUUAAGUGCCUGUGACGAUUCGAUGGUACUGGUUGCUGGUUACCAACUUGUUUUUCAUUUCUUCUCAUAUCAUAUCAGUACCGCAGUAUUGUUAGUGAAACGAGAAAAUUAUCUUGCUGGAGCUUCGUGACUAAUUCACUAAUUAUUCGUAAACUCGUCUGCUUUCUGUGUACACAUUUCUCUUCCUAAGUCACCGUACUUAAGAAAUUUAGAGUUACCUCUGACAGCUUGCCCCAGUUGUUCAAACGUUGGGAGGCGCUCUCCACCGGAUAAAUCACUAUCCAACUGGUAAGUACAAGUGUAUUAGGGAAAGAAAUUGAGCUAUCCAGUGAAUAGAGAUUUAUCCGCUGGCAUUAUCCACCUUUUGAACAACUGGGGCCUGCUUGAAUACAGUUAUUCACCGGCGCAAAGUGAAUUUAGGUAAAUAUUUGCGGACGAAUUUGGCGCUAAAAUAUUCAUCAUAAACGAUCACUCAGUCUAAAGUAACUCCUCUUUUCACUGUAAUUAGUUUGCUUUAAGUAUAUCGGUUAAAAUACUAAACCUAUCACGGCAUAAUUUUUCGAUUAGACUGCCAAUUGAGUGUUUUACUCGGUCAAACUAACACGCGAAAAAGGAAAAUGUGGGAAGUGGGAAGAACAGAGGGACUCACACCCAGCUUCUCCACGCUCGUCAUGCUACUCGCACGUGGCAGAUUUUUAGAACACACGCGUGUUUCCCUCGCUUCACUGUACUUCUCUCCUUGAGAGAAACCAGAAUACUUCUUGAAGCGUGCAUUCAGAUGUUUUCAACAUCUUUGCUAUGUGGGAAAGUCAGGAGAACUCAUAUAUUUAAACUACUAACGAAAAAGUACCAGAAUAAUUUAUACCAUUGUCAUUUCUCUACAACUUCGUUGUUGACAAAAAUAGACUGUAAAUGAGACUGGAACAUCAAAACGUCGUCUCGCCAUAGAUAUUCUAUAACUGCUGAAUUCCAGAGUUGAAUUCACGUCUUAGAUCAGUAAAUGUAAAUCCGGCUGCUUUUGGGAUUGGUGUAAGAUUUUGUCCGAAAAAUUUAAUAUGUCAACUGUCUACUGUUGAUCUUUGAGCUCUGAUUUCGAUCAAAAGCACACAUUUCCUUUCGGCUUAGUAAAUAUUGGUCUAAAAUAUUUUCUGAUAAUUGUUGGGAGUUUCAUCUUCAACUGGACAAUUGCCUGCCCGUGUUUAUUCUCCUUUUCAACUGUUUAAGACAAUUAUUUUUGUUUCUCUUUAGUAAUUAGGGAGUUUAAGCAGCAACGUUUUUGAGCGACGCACUUCAGCCACAAGUGAGCCUUUUUCUUUUUAAAAAAUAUGCCUUGAUGCUACCAAAUUUUUAAUUACUAAGUGCCUUUGUUCUUAUAGAUUCGCUUUGCUCGAAAAUUUGUGCAAAACCACGUCCUUAGAAUGCAAAACUUCCACUUUUGGUUGACGUGACUCGCUCAAAAACGUCUCUGCUAAAGCUUCCUAUUAUUUUAGCCUUAUUACCUAGACUAUGUUUACAGCUCGCGCUGUCUACGUAAAAAAACCGAAAGAAGCUUCGCCUCAGUCCUCUCGGGAUGAGUUUUCUAUCGCACACAUGUGUCUUGAUCGCUCUACUUUCCACGAGGAAAAUAAGGGACUAGUUAAAGGCCGCUCUUUAUAAAGUGGAACCUCACCUUACGAUUAACCGGAACUGGAGCCCGUUUCUCAAAAGUCCCGAUAACUUUUCGGGCCCGAAAUCAAAUAUUCAAAUCGAAAUAAAAAGAAUUAAAGCGCGGGUCCUGGCUAGCAAAAUACUCCAUUUUGUUUCAGUAACUGGUAGUUUUAUCAUGUUAGAUGUAAAACUAUUGAAACUUCUAUCUUGCAUGUAAACAACAACAGCUUUACGGGCCCGUUAAUUAUCGGGACUUUCGAGAAACGGGCCCCUCGACCCGAAAUGCGUCCCGCAAUUGUUUCUGGGAUCGUUACUAGGGACGCGCCCGUCAGCCAUUGGUCAAUUUUUUCCCUGUCCCAAGUAACAGUCACAGAAGUCUCGGCCCAGUUCCUUUCUCGUUUUUUGAGUAUUGAAUUUAUAAACUAAUUGCGGGCCUGUAACGUGAGUCAGGAUAAGGAAAUGUGUGGGAGCCAAAAUUUGUGACGCUCACGGUGCUUCAGAGUCCGCCGGAAGUGGUCGAUGGCUACAAAGCCUAAAAUCUCGCGGCAGUAAGGUUACGUUCGCAAACUCGUGUACAGGGUUAUUCUCUUAAGACAUCAUCAAGGUGUUCCGUGUCCUUGUUCACUUAUCUCCAAUUAGAGGAAGGCUGGAACGUAAACUAAGAGAAUUCGCUCAACUACCCAGAAACGUGCGCGUUUUUCUUCAGUUUAUCUAAAAAUUUACGAAGUGAAGUAUUUUGUGUAUUAGUGUUCAGCAAAAUCGAUUUCAGGCAUCUUUGCAGUCACAGAAAGUUAGCUGGUUUGGCUCAACUCGUACAUGAGUCUAGCUUAGCUAUACUGAUAGAUUACACGUAGUCCUGUAUCUCAGGGCUAGGAGCGCGAGCGUGCGCGAAAAUCACCGCCCGCGAGGAAAGACGACACGCGGAAGGAAGAGAGGAAAUAACAAAGGCUCGCUUAUUUGGUGUUUCUUGCUGAUGAGAAAACUAUUGAUGGUUGGCUUUUUUGUUGUUCCGUGUCUUUCCAACGCGUUCACAGAUUUUUUUCAUCUGCUUUUUUGCUUCUUCAUCUACGAAAGGUCACCAGAAAUAUCCACCAUUUAUUUGAUUUCGCUGAUGAGGAUUGUGCAAAUGUAAUUUCGACGCGAAAAUAACUGGAAUAUUUUAAAGAAUACUCAGAAUCUGUUAUUAUAAGGAUCCGAUUUAGUGCAUCAUAAAAGACGUCUCUCUUAUUCAUAUCAAAUUACCGAAAAUUAAAACAACCAUGUAUUGAAUUGUUCCCCACUUUAUUUAGAAUAUAAGGCAAUCUUUCCAAGACCAUCUAACCGAUAUUAGUGACACCUUCAGAGAGAAAACUUGAGUUAAACUACUAACCGACUAAAAAUUUUAACGUUCAUUGAAAGUUCCGGGUUACUACUACUGAACCAAGAUGUAGCCCAUGGUCUUGAUGUGCCUGUGUCCGUUGUCUGGUGAGUAUGUAGCCUCAUUUCCACACGUGUUUGUGUUGUCAUGAAGUCCUCCUGUACCAAAACCGAUUCUGGAGUCACACCAGACACAAUCGUUCGCUUCAUUGUUUGUGAUACCAAUUCUUGCCUUGGAAUGUGGUUUAUCGCUGCAGAUAGCGUUGAACCCUUCCUUGUUACAGUAUUUUUGUAAGGAUGCCUGUGGACCAAUCAGCGACUUCCACGUGAUUCGACCCAGUGAGGUGGCGCGGUAUUGGCCGUCAGCAAUCAGCGAGUACAGCGAAAUGGCGUGCCUGUAGAUGGUAAUGAAUCUUAUCUUGUGGCCGAUCUUCAUACCGAGGCAGAUCUUGGAGAAGGGUGUGUUCCAGUAGGUUGGCAACUUGGUCUCUUGUGAAUCAAACCCAGUCUUUCCUCCUGCAAUGUUGUGUGGGUUUCUGUCGCUCCAGAAGUGAGAAUCGUAAUGAAAAGUUCUCUGAAAACGGAAAUUAGAAAAUUAAUAUCCAUAUCACAAACAUAGGGUGACGCGUAAGACAUGUACCUUAGUGCCGUCAAUCUUCAUGGCCAGCGUCCAUCCUCCAUCUCCGCAUCCAAAGUCUCCCAUGUGACAGUAAACGGGGAUCUUUUGUGAACCAAACUUCAGCGAAUACACACGACUUGUCUUUAACCUGUUGGAGAAGAAAUCAGUUGAUGGCCAAAUAUAUGAGUUCUUGAUCUUUGUGAAUAAACGUGAAACAAUGUAAUUCUGUCAUUCAAAUGGAACGAACAGACUUAAAGUUGUUUUUCUACUCCCGAAUGCUGUCAAGUAAUUGAAAGUACCUUUAUAAAUCGUGAAAACAAGGCAUUCAAGUGCAUCGAGUCGUGGCGAAUUGUAGAAUAAAGGCAAACCGAAAACAAACAACAUUUGAAUCGAAAAUCGAUUGGCUGUUCGUUUAGUGUGCGACUCUAAUAAUCUGACAACGUCCAUUGAAGUGUUUUUCUUUUUUUUUGCCUUUUGUUUUUUAGUUGCACGCACAGUUUGAUUUUUCUCACUAGAUGUAAUAAUUGUGUAAUGAUUUAGAUUAUUUAAUCUUUUUUUCAUCAUGUUCUGGUCUCUAUUUGUAAAUUUUACAUUGUUCGUCUCCAUUUUUUGUUACGAUGUUUCAAUUUUUCGCAUUAAAACUACUUACUCGAAUGUCUUUUAAAUGAAAAGCUGAAAUGAAAACUUGAAUCACACUAAUUUUAACAUGUAGCAAAAUAAGCCUUGUCUGGAAUGAUUACUUACUUGUGCAAAUCAAACAGUUCCUUGCAAGAGGAGGCAGAGAAAAUGGCUGCAAAAAAAUAAAAACAUGUAAAUAUAAAAAGCGCCAGUUAGAUUGUUAGACAAAAUUCACCUAUAUGCCAAACUUUCUUUAGAAAUACUUAGGUCACUCUACCUGACAAAUUACCUUUGUGGGUCAGUUCUCUGAUUUUUUCCAGCUUCGUUUCCAUUUUCUUGAGAGCAGCGUCGAAGGUACCGUUCAACAAUUGGCGAACAAUGUCUGGAUCGGCGGUCUUGUUUAUUAGUGUAGUAAGCCUUUCCAGCCGCUUUGUUUCCAAGUUCUGUUGGAGCAGUUUAUCCAGCUUUGUUUCCAGCUUGUCAACGAUGAGUUUUUCUAGCUUCGUUUCCAUCUUCUUGAGGGCAUUGUCGCAGAUUUCGGUCUCGUUCGACGAUGUCGUGGUCACAACGCCUGUAGUGGCAGAUUUGUUGAUAAGGCCAAUAAGUUUUUCCAGCUGUUUUUUCGAAUUCUUUUCGAGGUUUUCCACUUUUUUAUCCAAAUUUUGUCCAACAAGUUUAUCCAGCUUCACCUCUAAAGUUUUCAUGGCACCGGAGACUUGAGAAUCUUGAUUUACCGUCAGAUUACAGUUACAAACAGCCGGGGGCUUUUUGCAGUCUGUUGGAAGAGGUGUUUGGUUAUAGCGGCCCAUGUUUGACGGUUUGGCGCCAUUCACGCCAUAUGUUAUUACGGCCAGUGCGAGGAAAAACAGCGAGCGCAUGUUGAAUAAAGCGUCUUCAAUGACUACUUUGACUCAAGUGUCCGUGACGAGUCGAUAGUAGAAAUUACUAGUAGCCAACUUGUUUUUCAUUUCCACUCGUAUCAUAUCAGUACCGAAGUUAUUGUUAGUGAAACGCGAAAAUUAUCUUGCUGGAACUCCAUGACUAGUUCACUAAUUAAUUAUUCGUAAACUCGUCAGUUUUCUGUGUAAACAUUUCUCUUUUUAUGUCACAGCACUUAAGAAAUGUAGAGCAGCCUUUGACAGCUUGCCCAAGUUGUUAAAAUGUUGGGAAGCGCUAUCCACUAACUAUUAUAAGUACUUAGGGAAACCAAUUGCGCUGUUUAGUGGAUAGAGAUUGAGAGAGUUACAUCCAGUGGCGUUAUCCACGUCUUAAAUAACUAAGGCCUGCUUGAUAACAGUUAUUCACUGGCGCAAAGUGAAUUUAGGUAAUUAUUUGCGGACGAAUUUGACUUAAAAUAUUCAUUAUUAACGAUCACACAGUCUGAAGUAACUGGAUUUCAGUUAAAAUAAUAAACUUAUGUCAGUAUAAUUUUUCGAUUAGAUUGCCAAUUGAGUGUCCUACCCUUUCCAAACAACACGCGGAAAAGGGAAAGAUUACCAGGGGAGAGGGAAAAACAGAGGGAUUCCUACUCAUCUUAUCCACGCGCGUCAUGCGUUUUUCCUUGCUCUACUACUACUCUCCGUGAGGAAAGCAGAAGACUACUUGAAGCUUGCAUUCGGAUGUUUUUAACAUCUUAAUCCCAUGUGAAAAUGGAAGAAUAAUUGACACCAUCUUCACUUCGCUACAACUUCCUUGUUGACAAAAAUAGAACAAUAUAACUAUAUAUGAUAUUUGAACAUCGACAUGAGGUCUUCGCUGUCCGUAUUCUAUAACUGCUGAAUUUCAGAGUUGAAUUUACUUCAUGGAGAAGUAAAUCUUUUGAGUUGGGUGUAUGAUUUUGUUCCUACGACGACGACGGCAGUGAAAAGGUCACUAAAAAAAUGAAUUUGCGUCCUUUCAAACUUUAUCGCUUCUAUUUGGAACCGCUUAAUUCGUCAAAUGUAGGCGACUUUUGCCGGAGUUGAAUUCUUAAGGGCUUUAUCCAUGUUCAAAUAGAAAAAGGAGAAUUUGUCGUCGUAUGUCCACGUCCUCCAUAAAACGUCACAUUGGGAGGUUUCAAGUCGUAGGCGUGUAGUGGACGUCAAGGAAAUGUACUAAAAAGCGUGAUGCACUUGCAGAGCUGUUGUUUUGCUUAUAAAACCAUUUUUUUUUUUGCGUUGUCGUUGUCGUCGUCGUUGCUUAAGGUCUCUAAUGUGUCAACUGUCUUCUGUUGAUCUUUAAGCUCUAACAAUGAUCAAAAGCACAGAGUUACCUUAGGGUGAGCAAAUAUUGGCCCAAAAUAUUUUCUGACAAUUGUUUGGGAGUUUCAUCUUGGAAUGGAGAAUUACCUGUCGUGUUUAUUUUUCUUUUCAACUGUUUAAGACAAUUAUUUUCUUCCUCUUCAGCAAGCAGGGAGCUUAAACAAAGCCGUUGUUGUGCAAAGCACGUGAACCGGAAGUGAUUCCACUACCAACACGGUUUGCCCAAAAUUUGGCUAAAACACUGCCUAAGAAUGCAAAAAGUCCACUUCUAGUUGGUUAAGCUCCCUAAUAUUGUAGCCUGAUGACCUAGACAAUGUUUAUUGGCGCUGCCGUCUCUGUAAAAAACCGAAAGAAGCCCAUAGAAGGGCCGUCACGUUAAGAGCAACCCCAUUGUGACUAAUUCUGUAAGAAAUGUUUUGUCGAACACAGUCCUCUCGGGAGGAGUUUUCACGUGAUUGCGCCCGUGUGUUUUGUUCGCUCUAGUGCUCUACUUUCCCUGAGGAAAAUAAGGGACCAGUUAACUUUAGCGGAGUUGGUGCAUAAGAAACACAACUGCUCUUAAAACAAUGGGACCUCGCUCAACGACCAGUGUGCUCAUACAACCACCUCGGUAUUAAGACCACAUUCUUUCGACCCAAACGUAAAAAAAAUGGAGUCAUUUUUGUUAUUUUCAAAACGAGCACCUCUUUGUUACUCCCAGGAUAUUUCAUUGCCCAACUGUGGUGGCAUUAACGGUUCUCUACUGUCUAGCUCGCUAAUCUGCACGCGGUAUAUUUUUAUAACCAUUUUAACAGAGAUUGUUGUCGCAGCAACUUACCACUAAACUAACUGCGCGCCUAUAACGCGAGUCAGGGUAUUGAAAUGUGCGGGGGCCGAAAUUUAUGAAGCACAGAGGUACUUAGUCCGUCGGAAGCGUCGUUAGCUAUAAAGCCUAAAGCCUGGGUGCAAUAAGGCUCACAAACUCAUGUACCAGGCCAUUCUAUGAAGACAUCAUCGAGGAGUACCGUGUCCUUUUGCACGCAUCUUCAAGUGAAGUUGACUCCGCCACGGACGGAAUCGAACUUCUCGUUCGGGGUCAGAUUAGGUCUGUAACGCAGGCUAUCCCUCAUUCCUUCCAAAAAUUAACAAAGUGAAGUAUGCUGUAUGCCAGUGUUCAACAAAAACGAUUUUAGGCAUCCUUGCAAACACAGGAAAUUAGCUGGUUUGGCUAUAAUCGUGGCUGAGUCUUGCUCAGCCUACGAGUAGUCCUGUAUUUUCCUCAGGCGACCGUAGGUAAGCGCAAGCGCUCACGCAAAUCACCUCCCGCGAAAAAAGGCGACUAGCGGAAGGAAGAGAGAAAAAAGGGUUCCCUUACUGGGUGUUGGAAAGACUAUUGUUGGUUCGCUUUUGUUUUUCGGUGUGGGUAUUCUUGCAUGUCCGUUUCAACGCUUUCUCAGAUUUUUUUUGAUCUGCUUUUUUCUCCUUCUUCAUCUACGAAAGGUCACCGGAAAUAUCUACCAUUUAUUUUGUUCGUUAGAUGAGGAUAUUUUAUUAUAAAAUUGUGCAGAAGUGUUCUUAAAUUGUGCAAAAGCCUUUCCGACAGCAGGAAUGGCUGGUAGAUGGCCUUCUACGCGGGAGGUCCCGAGUUCGAUUCCUAGGUGUUAACCACAAAUCCUUCUUUCAACCUUCUUUCCUUUCCGUGUAUCUUAAAUACCGGUAAUGGAGAUUGGGGAGGGAGGGGUAAACUGAGCGCACCUUCGGCCUCAGGUUUGUUUGGCAGAUAACUAUUUCGAGCUACCGACGUAAAAUAAGGACUCUUUACCUUUUUCCCUGUAUUUGAAGAAAACUCAAUGGUUUCGAUAACACCAAAUCGCUUGCAACUCUUUAAUUAUUUGAUACUUUACAAAGCCUGCUCUGUUAGACUUUUUAUCCUCAAGGUAAUCUGUCAUCACGAGGAUCUGAUUUAGUGCACCAUAACAGAAGUUAUUCUUAUUGCCCCCGCAGGGAUUUCGCCCAGAGGCGAAAUCCCGAGGAGGCACCCUAGUAACUCGCGCGUAUAUUAAGGACAGUACUUACAGUUCAAAUAUACAGUCAGUAUACUAGAAAAAAUCUCGAUUUGCUCGAACUGGGGCCGCGAGGAAUCGGUAGGUAAUGAUGACGUUUCUAUUGUUUGCACCCGCAAGUACGAAAUGGUUAGGAUGACGUAAAGACAGAAAAUCCCGAAGGGACCGCUCAGGUAGAUUUUGUGACAAUUAUUGUGCAGUCACACUUCGAUACUCUUUUGCGUUACGCAAUGACAUUUUGUGGAGCAGUUGUUUUGAAAGUUAUGGACCAAAAGACACUCGUUAAGCGCAGAGGAGGUUAUAAGGUGCGUUUAACUGUGUAUGUAUAAACACUUGGAGAGUUUGCCAGACAAGAGUUCACAAAUCUUUGAUUUAUAUUGGAAACCUUGCCAGACACUCUUUCUCUCUCUUUGACCGGAAUGAGACUCAGCCCCAAACAAGCAAGACGAGUGAACAACGGCUAGCUUAUCACUAGCAGACUGUGAUGGACAUUUACAGAAAUUCGCCGACAAUCAAAUUCUGUGCUGACUUAUUCUCUGCUCAGAGAUGUCCUUCCGUUAUAAAGUUUCAAAUAAGACUAGAAUGCGCAAGCGUGAAUCGAUCAAACGUCUUUCUAAUUUCUAAGGUUUACUUUCCGGCAAAUAAAAUGAACUGAAUGUAAAAAGGAGAAGAGAAGUAGCGAAAAAUUCAACUUUUAAUUAAAUCUUUUCUUAUGGUUUAGAAUAAACUAUUUUCGAAACUGAGAAUGUUUUGAUGAAAGCUGUGUAAAUCGAGCUGGAACUGUGCAUGGAAUUCGAACCUUGCGUUUCCUGUAUUUAUCAUACCUAUUGUAUGGAAUAUCUGUGAAAAUCUUCAUUAUGAAUGGGUAUAUUUCAAAGAGCUACACAACCAGCAAGAAUACUAUUGACCGACAAUAUACAGAACAGGGGCAGCUGUAGUGUCUACUAUUACUAGUUCAUAUCAAACUAAAACGACCAUCAAUUUAAUUGUUCCCCACUUUAUUUAGAAUACAAGGCAAUCUUUAUAAAAUCAUCUAACCUGAGUGGCACCUAUGUCCCGCCGUGGAUUUUUGUUUCUUUUGAGAGAAAACUUGAGCUAAACAAACCGACUAAAAUCUUAAUGCUCAUGGGAAAGUUCCGCGUUCUUUACUACUGAACCAAGAUGUAGCCCAUGGUUUUGAUGUGCUUGUUUCCGUUGUCUGGGGAAAAUUUGGCCUCAUUUCCACACGUGUUGGUGUCGUCAGAAUGUCCUCCUGUACCAAAUCCGAUUCUGGAGUCACACAAGACACAAUCGUUCAGUUCAUUGCUUGUGAUACCAAUUCUUGCUUUCGAUUGUAGUUUAUCGCUGCAGAUAGCAUUGAACCCUUCCUUGUUACAAUAUUUUUGUAAGGAGGCCUGUGGACCAAUCAGUGACUUCCACGUGAUUCGACCCAGUGAGGUGGCGCGGUAUUGGCCGUCAGCGAUCAGCGAGUGUAGCGAGUUGGCGUGCUUGUAGAUGGUAAAGAAUCUUAUCUUGUGGCCGAUCUUCAUACCAAGGCAGAUCUUGGAGAAGGGUGUUUUCCAGUAGCUCGGCAGCUUAGUCUCUUGUGAAUCAAACCCAGUUCUUGCUCCUGCAAUGUUGUAUGGAUUUUUGUCGCUCCAGAGAUGAGAAUCGUAGUGGAAAGUUUUCUGCAAACGAGAAUCGUAAAAUAAAUAUUCAUAUCACAGUUAGGUAAUAAGCUGAAAAACUUGUACCUUAGUGCCGUCAAUCUUCAUGGCCAUCGUCCAUCGUCCAUCUCCGCAUCCAAAGUCUCCCAUGUGACAGUAAACAGAAAACUUGUGUGAAUCAAACUUCAGCGUAUACACUCGGCUGGUAGUUAACCUGAUGGAGAAACAUUUAUGGGACAAAAAUGAACAAUCCUCUUGAUCUUUGUCAAUUAAUGUCAAGCGAGAAACAUCGUCUCGUACCAAUUCAAGGUGCUCACUAAAAAAACUAGAACUAUGUGAAAAUUACAAAAAUUGCCGCAAAAUUUCCUUUCCUUUAUUUAUCUUUGAACCCGGCAAGAUAAGAGGCUUCGAGCCUAAUCAUUCAUUUUUGACCAAUUUCUGACUAUUUUUUUGUUGUUUUUGGUUUAAACCAUCUGAUUAAAAUUUUAGGAGGAUGAAGCGUCUUCCAUUCUCGCUUCGCUGAGGUGCGCGUUCUCGAAACUUUUGCUGCGUGCAAAUUACAUUUGUUUUAAAAUAUUUUGCUAUCUCUCUAUUCCCUCUCUUUUAGCCCAGCAGCCAUAUUGCGCUUUUUACUUUAUCUCCUCUCUUGGAGGUUUUUUAAAUACACACUUCGGGUGAACUGGCAAAAGAUAAAGUACUUGUAACAUGCAUGUGACGCAUCAUAUAGCCGACCGGUAAGCUUACCCGUGAUUAUCAUACAGUUCCUUGCAAGAGGAGGCGGGAAUGCCUAUAAGGAAAAAUAAUAUUUCCGGUAAGAUAGGGAAUAAAAUUCACUUUUAGCCAAAACUUAAUGCUGAAAUAUUUUAGGUCAACUCUUUACCCGGAGUGGAAGUCUUUCUGAUCAGUGCAGUUAGAUUUUCCAAGUUCUGUGCAAGCUUAUCAAGUUUCUUUUCCAACUUCUUGAUGGCAUUACAAGCUUUAGGGAGAGUUGUUUGUUCCUUCGCGACAACUAAUAGUAUGGCCAUAUGGGCGAGAAAAACCAACAACGAACGCAUUUUUUGGAAAUUAGCUCGUGUAGUUUGUUCCGGCAAGGAGUCCUAUGGCCUAAUAGAAUAAUGACACCCGCACGAGUUGGUAAUAAUAAGAUAUUAUUAACAAAAGAUAGACAAGAAAAUUAUCUCGUCCGUAUAGCCGCGUCAUGAAUUUGUGAAGUUCAUUUUUCACUUUACAAUUUAGUUAGCGUACUAAUCUGCUUUGCCUUGAAGUGUUUUCUGUUGUACACAUUUCCUUAAUCCUUAGGUUUCGCAAAUUUAAAGAACGACCUUAUAUUUGACAACUUUGCGCCAAAUAUAAAGGCAAAUUGGACGGACAAAAGGCUAUUCUAUAUAGUGUGAAAUAAAGAAUUGAAUUGAAUUGAAUCGAAUUGAAUUGAAUUGAAUAAUAAUUGAGAUGAAGUCGGCAUAAAAAUCGCUUAGACAAAAGGCGAAUGAACAGUUUGGAUUCAUUUUCUACCUGUCUUUUCUUUCCUAGUCCGCAGUCGCUUACAAAGGAAGAACCGCUCACAAUUCGAAAAUACAUUGCAUCAGAGAAAAUUCAAGAACGCUUGAAAACAAAUCUCAAUUUAAAAUUGUAGACUGAAAAAAAUCUAACAAACUUCUGGAGUCAAAACAAUCAAAUUAAUAUCGAUUAUGCAAAUUUUUUUCAAAGGUAAUGUUCCGGUUUGAUAGUUAGCAUAUUAUCAUGAGAGACGACUGGGGACGGUUCAGCCCUUAACAUCCCCUAUCAUCCGAUGGUCAGUUCAGUGUUGAUUUAGCCCGGGAAAAAGCUCUCAAUUUCGAGUGGCGCGUAAAGCGAGCCGCGAGAAAAAGCGCAAGCGAACGGCAAGUUCGCAUCUCCUUUCAGGUGCCACCGGCCUGCUUGCGUGUGACUUCUCACAAUAUCUCCAGAGAGUCCCGACUAGUUCAAUCGAUAAAAACCGAUAUCGGAAAACCGUUCGAUAAAUCGAUAACUAUUUUAUCGAUCAAUCGAUAGAAAUCGAUACUCACAACCAUCACUGCUCUUGUAAGGUAUUGAAUUUAUCGAUUUAUCGAUUUUAUCUUUUUCAUUAAGUUCCGUGUAUUGUUGACACUUGUAAAUGCAAAAUGCAGAUUCUUCCCGAGACAGCGUUUAAAAAACAAGCUGUGUUUUUGCCGAUGCGUUUAAUAAGGGGCUUACAUCGAUACAAUUAACUAAUUUUCAUCGACUUUUUCAAUUGUUAUGGAUUAUCCGUUUUAUCGAUUGAACUAGUCGGGAGAGAGCUCGAGCUUGCUUACGGACCUGCCUCGUACCCAAGCGCCUCUUGUUUCUGCGGUAGUCGCGGCGCAAGGGGUCUUCCCUUUCCCUGGUGCCGUUGCUUUACUUUCCCAUGAUUCUUGCGCUGCCACCACUGAAUUUUUUCGGGCUUUCAGUUCGUAAUUAUUUAUUUUUGUGAGUCUAUUCAAACCCCUCCUACCGAAAACCAUCGUCAACCUAUAGCUGGCGAAGCCGAGAGUUUUUAAACCUCAAUCACGAUUGCGAGUUUUUUAAACAGUACUUAAUGUUCGGUUGUGCUAGUCUGAUUUCCGUAAAUCCUUAGACUCGUCCCCAGUCGUCUCUCAUUAUUAGUAUUUGGCGUGGAAGACUAGAACGGGCUCUUUAACGAAGGGGAUGACGGGAAGGAAGAAGGGAGAGACUCUCGCCUUCCCAUCUUUCCCACCCGCAUAACCCCAGAAAAAUGAUUAAUAAUUAGAGACAACUUGAGACGCCUGGGGACGAGCCAGGUAAAUCCUCUAUGAAGCUCCCCGGGGGCUUAUUUUUUUUCAAGCACUUUUGAGAAGGGGCCUAAUAGAGAGGGGGACCUGGAGCAAGGUUUCUCGAGGACGGACUUGUGGUUCUCGGGCGUUAUACUGCUUUUUUUAACAAUAAGAAAAUGGUAACAAUUCUCUAAUGAGAACUAGAGCGUAAAGUUGAAAAAGUUAAGCACUUGAAGUUGGAGGUCAUGCGGCCGAAGACCAAAAACAAUAUGAAUGAAUUUCUAGCCUGAAUAAACCACAACUGAUCAGUCCACUUUAAUUUUUGGUGAAGAAUAAGGAUUGAGAGGAGCGGGAGGGGGAGCUUAUUCUGAAAUUUCCUCCUCCGCAAAAAGGAGGCGGGGGGGGGGCUUAUUAGAGAGGGGAGGGCUUAAUAGAGGAUUUACGGUAAUAUGCGUAGUAACUCGCCAAUAAAUUAUUUAACCUCUAGGUAUGAAAAGGACAGAUUUGUACAAGAGGUGCACACAGACUAUGUAGUGUGGGAAGAAACAGGAAGGGCAGAUUACCGUUACACAGCAACUAUGACAGAGGUGCGCGCAAGAGACGAACUUGAUGUGAUCAUUGAGAAUUGUCAGAAUUACUCAUGUGUAUUAGAAGGUUCCACUGAAUGCGAGGGGCUGGCACGAGGUUAUCGCUGUUUUAGGUCAAUUCUGUGGUGAAGUCAUUACCAAGUGUCUUUGCCCAUACACAAAAUGCUCUUGUAAAGUUAUGAAGAAGAUAUCUGAUAUCAUAUAAAUUUCAUCAGAGAGUACUAAGCAUAAUUAGUAAAAUCCAACUAGUGUUCUAUUAUCAAUGCUGCGUUCUGAUUGGUUGAGCUACUACUAAGCUAUAUGUUAUAGCCCAAUAGUAGCAAAAAGCGCCGGAUUUUUAGCGGUAAAAAAGGAUUAAACUCCUGCUUUAAGUUGUUUUGUCUCGAUAUUUUUGACCAACUAGUUGGAUUUUGCUAAAACAAUUAUUCCUCUCGCCCUCAUGGCCUCUGAGUCAAUAGCCCAUUCGGCCUUCGGCCUCAUGGGCUAUUGACUCAGAGCCCAUUCGGGCUCGAGGAAUAAUUGUUAAUAAUUUUUGGGUGAUUUUAGCCUUUCUCAAAGCCCGUUUCCGGUUACCACUGGUUAAGUGGUCUCGCGACUUACGUCGCUCGCAUUCGCUCUCUUCGCGUCCGUCCCUCGCGCCUUCGGCGCUCACGCAGUCGACUUGUGGCAAGUGUAGGGUGAUUUUUGCAGGAAUAGCAUUAAAACUUGAAAAAGUUGGCCCAACUCUUUCAAGUUUCAAUGCAUCUCCAUCCUUGCCAUCCAUAACAACAGACGACAGGAAACAGUUUCGUUGCCUAAAUAGAGUCUUAAAUAACAAAACUGCGCCAGUAUUUUUGGAAGUCCAUUGAUGCGAAGACAAAUUUAGCUUUUUAAAAAUAUAGCGAAUAGCGUGAUAUAGCCACUUCAACAAAUCCACAAGGUUGACGAUGGUUUUCGGCAGGAAGGGAAGCGAAGCAAAGUAAAAAUAAAACGGAUUAUUGGAGAACUUACUUUCCCUGAUUGCUGAGUUUGACUUGUCGUCAAAUGAAAUUAAUACGACUAACGAAAUCGGCCGGAACACAUGUCCACUCAGUUUAGAGAAAGUUGGUAAAAUCCUCCUCAUUUUGUUUAUUUUUCUUUGAUAGGCUGGUUGUUUAAAAGAAGCUCAGUCAUGGAGAAUAAUGACCACAAAUACCUCUGGAGAAACAACAAACCUCUGGACACAAAAUGUAGGUUUUUCUUUUCCUAUUUCUUUUCUUUUAUUUGUUUUUUUGAGCUAUCGUGCGCUGAUGUCUAAAUGUUAGUUCAACUGCUUAAAACUGAUGCCAAUUCACUUGUUAAAUAGGAGAUAAAGUAAAAUCACUCCAAAAACAAAAUCCUUUUUCUCCUUUGUAACAUCUUUCGUGUAUAGGCAGACAUGUAUACAAAAGAAUUAAAUUAUGACCUAAAUUGAUUGCAGUAGUAGUGAGGUGAGUAAAUUGACUGUGUCUGUCCCGCCAAGAUCAAAGCACUAGCUGCCAGUGCGCUUUUGUGAAACUUGAAUUAAGGAAAAGUAAAGAUUUAUUGUUGUUGUAGUUGUUGUUGUGUCAAUUGAACAAACAUGACACCCUCUCUUAUUCUUAAGAAUUAUCAAAGCUGUUUCGAGCCAGACCCAAGUGAUAAGAGCUUUGAUGGAAGCCAGCCGUACGAGAUUCUAAACUCAUCCGGGAUAUCCCAGUUGGUGUUUCUUGGUUCUGGAUUGUUUCGAUUCCAACUCAGAGUUGUUGGUGCUCAUUUGAGGUCAGUGAUAAUUCUAGCUAGAAAAAAAGGCUUGUACAAGUUUAAGGGAUUUUAGAGCUUGUUCCAGCCUCUUAGUUCCGGACGAGCGCAAAUUAAAGCAAGCGAGCGCGCGAGGAAAUCUCUGCGAAGAAUGUGGAAAGACAUAGCCUGCGUUGUAGCUUGCGGGAUUUAUCGCGCGCGACGGCUUCAUUCCUUAGGCGCUUUUGAUUAGGCUAAAAAGCCGUGAUAACCAUGGGGACGAUUUAAGUGCUGUCCCUCUCCAAAAUCCCUCCUAGCACUAACAACCCACCUGCAGGCUUGGAGAGAAGCUGUUCGCUAACUAAAACGUGGAGCAGCCUAGAGGUUUACCUGCCUUUUAGUUGUCCCAAGUGUCGCUUGGGAUUGAGCCCAUGGCCUUACCAACCAGGGACGGCGAGGCUGCCUUUAAGCCAUUAAGCCCAGACUUAACAAGGAAUUUGGUUCAAAAUGAGCUUAUGUAAUGGCAUUUUAACAGGGUGUCAAGUUGCACCUACACUACAAGAACCAAUGUCUGUCGAGCUAACGGGCAUGCAAAAUUGGCACACAAUUCACUAGGAAAAUAAUGUCGCUAGCACCUUCUUGGUUUUUCCAGCAGAUACAUCUUGGGAUUCCCGUUUGUUUACUCUCAUUACCUGCUGGGAUCAUAUACGUUCCAAACCCAUUAUUCUGGAGUAUCUGCUCUCAGAUAAUAGCUAGUAAACAGUUUUCUCCUUUUUUGAUUUCUUUUUUGUUUUUGUUUUUUUAAUUCUGGAGACUAACUUUGUAGACCUGAUCACCACUUAACAAAUACUAAGUACCUUGAAAAAUGCCUUAAAAUGCCCUUUUCACAAUUUGGGCUUAAAAGGAAAAAAUAGGUGGCUACGCCCUUACCAACUGAGCUAAAACCUCAGGCGGCGGUACCUACAGCAUAGCUGUGCGUUCUUUAUCGUUACCGAUAAGUGCCUUUUUUCUCUGAUGUCCUUCUUUUCUUGUCAUUUAUAUCCUUGCAGUUUUUGUGAACUUAGCACGCGGUUUUCCGUUGAAGUAACAAGCACUGAUGAAGCGAAGGAAUUCUUGCCGCAGCUUGUGUCUGUUUUAGUGGUGACUCUUAGUAGCACUGUUCUACUGUACAUCAGCUUUGCUCAUUAUACUAAAAAGACACUGCAUCGACAUCAGGAAGAUGAGGAAGAACAACAAAGGUUGCAGGAACUCAAGUAAGAACAAAGUUUGAACCAUAUUUUUCCUUAGCCUGCUGUGCCAAGCAUUCAGAUAAUAUAGAGGCCGAGAAAACAAGCCAUAGAAACAUAAGACGUACGCGAUCUCCUCCCUCCCCAACCCCCGGGAACGUCAGUUUUCGCAUGAGGUUUCACAAUCCCUGCACAUUACUAUCGUGGAGCCUGGAACAGGCGAAUUUUUCUUCGACUAAAUGAUGUGCUUCAACUUUCUUUCAUCAGUUUUAAGAUAUUUCCUCAAGUGCCAGUCUUCGCUCGACUUCGCAGUGAGGGAUUUCUACUCUCGUACAGCACGCUGCUGUGACAUCUUAGACACUUUCUCUAUUUUCCUUGCACGCAAAAGGAAAAAAUCCUUCUUUAUGGGACAUGGAGAGGCGUGAAUUCGAAUUCCAGUUAUAUUCUGGAAGCUCCCUGUUACAAGAAGCUUUCCUUUCAGGCGGGGUCUGUGGGUUUGGGGAGUGGGAAAGGCUGCGGACGAGAGGCAUGUCGACAGGUCCUAAAGGUGAUGUUACACGGGACGAUUUGCGACGACGAUUUUUAGCGCAACACAGCGCUAGCGUUGCAAUGUUGGAACUGUGUUGCAACAAUUCGAAUUAACAUCGCAACAAUGUUGCAACGCUGUGUUGCGCUAAAAAUCGUCGUUCAGAAUCGUCUCGUGUAACAUUACCUUAAGGUGAUAAAUCUAUUAAAUACAUAUACUCAAUUUUACUUGUGUUGUGUCGCCACCUCACACAGUACCUCCUAGUUCACACUUAGAAUCGCCAGUUUCGCUUGGCAAAUUCCUAGUUUUGAAUAGAUUAAGUUCACCGCUCACUAUGCCCGUUACCCUCUUACACAUGUCUUGUGUUGCAGGAGCCUAUUUUCCUCCUAUCAGCAAGGAGCAGAUGAUGAAGGCCAGGCUCAUCGACGCUCCACAGGUCACAAUGUUCGCCGCUUUACAGGAACAGCAAUGCUCAUGACCAAUCGGCUGCCAGAGGAAUGCCUGGUAGAGGAAUCCCUCCAAGCGGCAGACAUAGUCAUGAACAGCUUACAUACACAACCACCUCCACCGAGUGACCUCGACUGAUCUACCACCUCCCCCUUCCCUUUAUCCCUACCCCACCCCCUCUUACCGUUGUCGCAUCUUACUGUUUUGAACACAGGUUACGUUUCGAUAAGCCAUAAUGUAGCUGCGGCGAAGUUUAAAACUGCCACAAAUUUAGCUUUUCUAACCAGUGUCAUUUGCCAAAAAAAAAACCUAAAUCGUUAAUGCUGUUUGUGUAUCACUUUUAAUCAACUUAGGAGAUCUUCAUGCAUUGUAACUUCAUAUAUUA
Molecule: messenger RNA, 40069 nt
Organism: Porites evermanni
Lineage: Eukaryota; Metazoa; Cnidaria; Anthozoa; Scleractinia; Poritidae
Source: the annotation of a GenBank genome assembly